This is a messenger RNA of Plasmopara halstedii, 1848 nucleotides long. RefSeq lists its product as hypothetical. Bases 1 to 1848 code for a protein of 615 amino acids. Gene Ontology annotation, molecular function: alpha-1,2-mannosyltransferase activity. Gene Ontology annotation, cellular component: Golgi apparatus. The record is from RefSeq and is a predicted model, not a curated record. The transcript has a single exon. NCBI's taxonomy places the organism in Eukaryota, Oomycota, Peronosporomycetes, Peronosporales, Peronosporaceae. Gene Ontology annotation, biological process: mannan biosynthetic process.
AUGACGGAGCAAAGUGUUGGACGAAAGAGCACACCAUUACCGAUAUACGUGGGUGGAGCAAGUGGACGUCAUGCACCACGUAAGAAAACGUUUCUUAAACGUGGUAAUCGUAAUCGCAAUAGUGACGAACGAGAGAUGUCAGCGUUAAAGCAACAAAACAUGGUAUUAAGUGAACGACGCAUGUGGAAAGUGCUUUGGUUGCUCUUUAUUGCUGCUUUUGUCACUUGUAUGAUAUGUCUUGUGACAUUGGGACGUAUGGUACAGAAUGGUAGUAUCUCGAAUAAUGAAGUAAAGGGUGGAGAUGGAACGGAUCGUGGUCUUUUUACUGUGUGGAAAGAGACUCAAGUUUUGUCGAAACUGAAGCGCCUAUCACACAUGUUUACAUCAGUGGAUGAAUCAAAAGUAAAGAAUCAAGUGACAAGAGAAGAAUUGAGUAAUUUAGGUGAUUAUGAAUGUGUAGGGUGGCGACAAACAACUAAUUGUACACCAUUAGGAGAACCGGAGCCAGCAAACAAUAAAAAUUGCUCUGAAUUAAUUUCAAAUGGUGUAUCAGGAUAUUGUGAAGUACGCAAUAUUCAUACUGGUGAGAUACAACGUGUUUUGGCUAUGCAUUGUAGUUCAUUACGUCCAGGUGUGGUCUUUCAAUGUGAAAUGUUUCAAAGUUUACUGAGUUAUAAUAUUUUAUCGACUGAGUACGAGCACGAUUCAAAUUUUUCGUACGAACAGUGUCGCGAUUCAUUUCGUGCAACGAAUCAGUUGUCAAUCACUCCUGCACCACUUGGAGAUGAUGGAUUGAAAAAUGAAAGUGUUGGACAAUUUGAUUUAUCAUUUGACCGUGGUAUUGUAUUUGUCAUUUAUGAAAAAGUUCUUCUUGGAACGUAUGUUAGUGUACGUUCAUUACGUUCAUUAGGGUGUACGUUACCAGUUGAAAUGUGGUACAUGACAUCGGAAACAAAUCCAGAGCAUCCACUUUUGAAAUUAAUGGUCGAAGAAUUGGGCGUGUACCUUCGCGUGAUUGAAGAUCCCAUGGCAACACAUUUUUAUACGAAAUUGUAUGCAAUUUUCUACAGUGCAUUUGAUAGUGUCUUGCUCUUGGAUGCGGAUAAUUUUGCUGUGCGAGAUCCGACUUAUUUAUUCGAGACACCAGAAUUUGUCAACACAGGUGCCAUCUUUUGGCCAGAUUUUUGGAAACCGAGUAAUACAAUUUUUAAUAUUCAUCGCGAUAGUUUUGUCUGGAAGUUUUUCGGACUGGAGUAUAUUGAUAUGUUUGAGCAGGAAAGUGGUCAAGUGAUGAUUAAUCGCCGUAUGCAUUAUAAGGCAUUGAAUGUGCUCAUGUACUAUGGAUUCUCAUUACCUCGCGCUCAUGAGGAACUUCAUCUUGUGUGGGGUGAUAAGGAUUUAUUUCGAUUCGCGUGGCUUAAGUCCAAAAGUACUUUUCACAUGACAGAGCGACCACCUGGUGCAGCUGGAACGAAACAUCCUGACUAUGAUCUUUUUUGUGGGGUGACAAUGGUACAACAUGAUCCAAGUGGUCACGUGAUAUUCAUGCAUCGAAAUACUGAGAAACUUACGUACUCGAACAAUCGAAUAUUAUGGACUCAUAUUCAAGAAUUUAAAAGUACAUCAAAAUUAAAAGAUUACUAUGUGCGUGGUGCAAAUGGUGGCAAAGUCUUUCCUCAAUUCAAAAGAUGUUUUGGGAAGGACGUGCACUAUGCCAAGCUUUUUACGCUUAAGCCAAUGAGUGCGUAUCCGUUUGAAAAGCUUGAAGAUGAUCUUUUGCGAUAUGCUGCUUCUGGGGCUGAUGUUUUACGUCUUGCAGGGUAUAAAGAUGUGGACGAGAAGGAGUAG